Messenger RNA from Aphanomyces astaci, 360 nucleotides. RefSeq lists its product as hypothetical. NCBI's taxonomy places the organism in Eukaryota, Oomycota, Saprolegniomycetes, Saprolegniales, Verrucalvaceae. The transcript has 2 exons. The record is from RefSeq and is a predicted model, not a curated record. Bases 1 to 360 code for a protein of 119 amino acids.
AUGCCUCUCGAUCAACCCAACCAUCCUGCCACACCUCCCAAUACCGAACCGCGGCACCCAGACGGCCCCAACCACCUUCGACUGGAGGACCGUCACGGAGUGUACGAAACGCUGCUAAGCGUUGCUCAGGGCGAUGUCCUCCCUCGUGGAGCGAUAACAAAGGCGGCAGAACGGUUUCGUUGCCAUCGGCGAACUAUUUCGCGUCUCUGGACCCGCGCGCGGCAGUCUCUCCGCAGUGGCCGUCGUGAUGCUGAUGUUGCGACCAAAGACUGUCAGAUCUCUCUCAGCAGCGUGUGGGUUACCGGCUACGACCAUUUCGCACCACAAGAAGGCGACACCAAGAUUGCGUGCGAGAUCUAG